This is a messenger RNA of Boleophthalmus pectinirostris (great blue-spotted mudskipper), 2364 nucleotides long. It is a transcript of the gene dctn4, whose product is annotated as dynactin 4. The coding region runs from base 38 to 1426 and encodes 462 amino acids. The transcript has 13 exons. Lineage: Eukaryota; Metazoa; Chordata; Actinopteri; Gobiiformes; Gobiidae. The record is from RefSeq and is a predicted model, not a curated record. Gene Ontology annotation, cellular component: dynactin complex.
UGCAGAUCGGGCAGCGGCGGAGCUUUGUAGCGCAGAGAUGGCGUCCCUUCUGCAGCCAGACAGGGUGGUCUAUCUGGUUCGCGGGGAAAAAAAGAUCAGAGCUCCUUUAUCCCUGCUUUAUUUCUGUCGAUACUGCAGUGAAUUACGGUCUUUAGAAUGUGUGUCUCACGAGGUGGACUCCCACUAUUGCCCAAGCUGCUUGGAAAACAUGCCAUCAGCAGAGGCUAAGCUUAAAAAGAACAGGUGUGCUAAUUGUUUUGACUGCCCUUGCUGUAUGCACACCCUGUCCACUCGAGCCACAAACAUCCCAGCUCCUUUGCCUGAUGACCCAACUAAAACCACCAUGAAGAAGGCCUAUUAUCUGGCCUGUGGAUUCUGCCGCUGGACCUCCAGAGAUGUGGGAAUGGCUGAUAAAUCAGUUGCCAGUGGUGGUUGGCAAGAACCAGAAAACCCACACACUCAGCGAAUCAACAAACUUAUUGAAUAUUACCAACCACUAGCUCACCGAGAGAAGCAAGAGAGGGACCGAAAGAAGAUGGCACGGAGAAGACAAGGGAUGCCACUGGCUUUUUCGGAAAAAUAUGGCCUGGGAACCAGACUGCAAAGGCAAAGACCUGGAGGACCUCUUUCAAGUCUAGCUGGCCUUUCUCUGAAAGAGGGGGAGGACCAAAAAGAGAUCACCAUUGAACCUGCCCAGGCCCUUGAUGAAGUGGAGCCUCUUCCUGAAGACUGUUAUACUCGGCCUGUCAAUCUCCCGGAGGUGACCACUUUGAGACAGCGUCUGCUGCAGCCGGAUUUCCAGCCUGCAAAUGCCUCUCAGCUCCACCCUAGACACAAGCACCUGCUCAUGAAGCGCUCUCUCCGCUGCAGGAAAUGUGAGCACAACUUGAGCAAGCCAGAGUUCAACCCAACUUCUAUCAAGUUUAAAAUUCAGCUGGUGGCUGUGAGUUAUAUCCCUGAAGUGCGAAUUAUGUCCAUUCCAAAUCUCCGAUACAUGAAAGAGAGUCAAGUGCUGCUAACAUUGACCAACCCAGUGGAGAAUGUCACCCAUGUGACCUUGGCGUCUUGUGAAGAAGAAGAUCCCGAUGACAUCAACAGCACAGCUAAGGUCAUGAUGCCCAGCAAGGAGUUGGUUUUGGCCGGGAAGGAUGCUGCUGCGGAGUAUGAUGAACUCGCUGAACCUCAAGACUUCCAGGAUGACCCAGAUAUUGUUGCCUUCAGGAAAUCCAACAAGAUUGGUUUCUUCAUCAAAGUGAUCCCUCAGAAGGAAGAGGACAGCGAUGUCACUGUUUCAUUUAAAAUCCGGCACGACUUUCGUAACCUGGCGGCUCCCAUCAGGCCGAGUGAGGAGGCAGGGGACGUCCAGGCAGAGGCCAUUUGGCUAACCCAUCAUGUAGAGCUGAGACUGGGGCCACUGGCUCCAUAAACAACAACAAAUACUUCAACUCACUGUCAAAGUAGGAUCUUAUGAAACUAAAUUAAAGUAUUUCAGGAAUAUGUCAUUCAGAUAGGGCCUAUAGAAAAAGAAGAUUGCGUCAUUGUAUUGUUUUGCUACUCAUCCAAAUACUUUCUUCAGUUUUGACAUAGCUCAUUCCAGUCUCUAGUAACUAUGUGCUAGUUUAAAUGUAGUUUGCUUCUCCUUAAGCUACUCCCAUGCUAGGGCUGUGUCAGAACUUUGAAGUUACUUUGAUCAGUGACAAAAUAUAUUCACUCCAAAAAAAAUUUCGGUUUCAGAUUCAACAUAUUAGCCGAUAUAUCACUUAUCCUGUGGCUUCUUGCAGUUGUUCAGUAUUGAUGUGGUUAAGAUUGUAUGAUUUCUGUUGCAACACUAUCUUAUUCAGAGCAUCCCGAAAAUAAACAUUUGAAUGGCAAACACCAUUUGUACUGAAAGUAAUCUACCUAUAAGCAUCUGUAUUCUAAAAGUCCCUUCUUUAAACACUGCAGACCAAAAUUACGGGAGUCAAAUUAUAAAUCUGGUUUUAAAGCCUUCUAAAUUAGAGGUGUUCCACAUACUUUGCACUUCCAUUGUUAUUGCUCUCGCCACUAGUACUGUAUAAAAGGGCAUGUAACUGGUAAAUCUCGCUUCUAUUUUAUUCCUGUGCAAACUUUUUUGAUUAUUCAUUUAGACUUUUAUUUGUCUUUAAGCAACCAUGAGUAUUAGGGCAGAAAUGAGGUAAAAAGCUACAUGCGCCUCUCAUAGACCUGUAAUCCAGUUUUCUUGGCAGCCUUUGUUCAUCCAAAAUUUAAUAUGUGCUCUUUUGGUUUCUUAUACUGCUCUGCUGGCUUGUAUCGUCUGCACUGUAAAAAUCUACUAAACAUGCCCGCAUUAUUCUGUUCUGGUUAAUAAAUUAAUAUUACAAAUGA